GCUCUUCUGUUUCAUGUUCUGCUACCACGUACGGAACGUCAAAGUUUGCAGGGAAGUGGGCUUUGUGUUGCAAUCUGACUGCACUCAUCUACGGCCUGGUGUCAUUCCUGGUGGCCAUUCUGCCACUUGUCCUUCUGUUAUCACUAGCUGCUGCAGGCUACGCUGGUCUACAGGCACUUGGGGAUUGGCUGGAGGGUAGCGUCAUCGAUUAUGACAACGAAGAUUAUUACAAUGACAACUCCAAUACUGCAACUGAUUAUGGAUACUGGG
Messenger RNA from Geodia barretti, 270 nucleotides. Lineage: Eukaryota; Metazoa; Porifera; Demospongiae; Tetractinellida; Geodiidae. The record is from the annotation of a GenBank genome assembly.